This is a messenger RNA of Magnusiomyces paraingens, 1758 nucleotides long. RefSeq lists its product as uncharacterized. NCBI's taxonomy places the organism in Eukaryota, Fungi, Ascomycota, Dipodascomycetes, Dipodascales, Dipodascaceae. Gene Ontology annotation, molecular function: protein binding. The record is from RefSeq and is a predicted model, not a curated record. Gene Ontology annotation, biological process: protein import into peroxisome matrix, docking. Gene Ontology annotation, cellular component: cytosol; peroxisomal membrane. The coding region runs from base 1 to 1758 and encodes 585 amino acids. The transcript has a single exon.
AUGUCUUUUAUGAACUCGGGAGCAGAGUGUUCAAGUAGCCGAAACCCUCUUUCUCAGUUUACCAAGCAUGCCUCGGAUGAUAAAUCAUUGCAACAUGAAAGAUUUGGCCCCUCUGGACAGGCAUCUGCUUCUAUGAGAUCUUCAAAUCAGUCAAUAGCGGCGCAAGACAGACAACUUAUGGAUUCUUUUAUGAAAAGUGAAGCAAAUGGGCCCGUUAUGGGUCAUAGUUCUUUUCAGUUUGACCAAAUGAACCAUGAACUCAUGAACAUUCAACAUCAUCAAACUUCUUUAGGACUUGCAAAAAAAGACGGUUGGGCCGCAGAUUUUACUGCUAAAGGUGUUUCUGGUCCUAGUAUCACUCCUGAUGUCUUAACUUCACAGCAUGUUUCUAGAUCUGUUAUGGAUAAUGCUAGGUGGGGUGCUGAGUUUACUGCCGGAGGUCUUAAUGAUUCUGUAACUGGACCUCCGAUAACAGGAUUUCAAGGCUUUAAUAAUGCAGGCUUAGGAUAUAUGCCUAGACAUUUUGCUCCAUCUAUGAUUUCAACUUCUGCUACUGUUACCCCUAAAAGUGAUCGAAUUGUUGAAUUGGAUAAUAAAAAUUGGGAGGAGCAGUUUCGUCAAGUAGAAGAAAGUGUCAAUAAUGUGGAAAAAAAGACGGCUGAAGUCUCUCAUGAAUCUUUGAAACAAAAUUCAGAUACUGAAGCAGUUGUUUCCGACUUUGAUAAUAUUUGGGAAAACAUUAGAUCUCAGGUUUUAGAUGCUAAUGAUGACUGGAAUUUAGAUAAUUCAUGGGAUCGUGAUUUUGAUCAAUUUGCAAGAAACAGGUCUGAAUUUGGUGAAUAUGAGUUUGAGUCUAAUAAUCGUUAUAUUAACGAUCCCGAUCCUUUCCAAAUUGGUGUUCAACUUAUGGAAUCUGGUGGAAACAUUUCGGAAGCCGCAUUAGCUUUUGAAGCUGCAGUUCAAAAGAAUCCUGAGCACGCUGAAGCUUGGGGCCGCUUGGGAGCUUGCCAAGCUCAAAAUGAAAAAGAGGAUCCAGCAAUACGGGCGCUUGAAAGAUGUGUCACCCUGGACCCUAAUAACCUUACCGCCUUAAUGAAUUUGGCGGUUUCAUACGUUAAUGAAAGCUAUGAUAAUGCGGCUUACUCAACUUUAGAGAAAUGGAUUUCAACUAAAUAUCCUGAUGUCGUUGAUCAAGCACGUGCUCAAGAGCCUAAAUUGGGCAUUGAAGACAAGUAUCACCUCCAUGCUCGUGUGACUGAACUUUUCAUUCGGGCAGCACAAAUUUCCCCUGAUGGCGCUAAUAUGGACGCUGAUGUUCAAGACGGACUUGGUGUUCUCUUUUAUGGAAAUGAGGAUUAUGAAAAGGCUAUUGACUGUUUUAACGCGGCGAUUGCAGCUCGCCCUAAUGAUCCUUUACUUUGGAAUCGUCUGGGCGCUACCUUAGCUAAUUUUAACAAGAGUGAAGAAGCUAUUGAAGCAUAUUCUAGAGCACUGCAGUUGCGGCCUUCUUUUGCAAGAGCAAGAUAUAAUUUGGGUGUGUCAUGCAUAAAUAUUGGUUGUUAUCACGAGGCUGCUCAACAUUUACUUACUGCUCUAUCAAUGGAUCAUACACCCGAAGAUCAAGCAUUAGCAAAUCAAAGUACAAAUCUCUAUGCAACUUUAAAAAGAGUUUUUUCUGCGAUGGAUCGCAAAGAUUUAGAAUCUAAAGUUGGCGUUGGAAUGGAUUUAAACACAUUUCGUUCAGAGUUUGAUUUUUAA